AUGUUGUUUUCGGACGUUUUGUUUCGGAGCUUUGGGGCUGCUUUGAAUUUCCCUCCUUCAGAGAAAGAGACAGAGCUGCGGCUUUAGCAAGGGGCUUCACUCGGUGAAGUUGGCUUCGUACCAAUUCAUUAGCAGCCCUGUGCUAAUUGUGGCUAGUUAGCCAGGGCAAAUACAGGCCCGGAAUUGGAUGGUUGUAUCACUUUUAUAAGAAAGUUGAGAAAAACAACAUUGGAAGGAUAAUUCUUUUUUUGUUGCCCCGUGAGUUGGGAGAUAACCGCCACACGGAGCUAUUUUGACAAACGACUCCAGGAAACGGAUUAAUUUAUGAGUAUGGAUCCACACACGGGCAACUCUGCUUCAGCGGCUGGUCCCAAGAAGGACAAGAAGUCCAAAAAGAACUACGAGGAUGGAGAUGGGAAAAAGAAAUUUAAGCUCAAACGUCUGAUUCCUGAUGAGCUGGAACGUUUCACCAGCAUGAGGAUGAAGAAGGACAAAGAUAAACCUGGACAAGUCCCUAGUCAACGUCACUCUGCUGCUGCCAGCUAUGAGAUCAGUGCUCAGUCUGCCAUGCUGCAUGAUCAUUCUGACGAAUACGUCCUGGAGCUCUUUGAACAGAUGCUGGUGGAUAUGAAUCUGAACGAUGAGAAGCAGCAACCUCUGAGAGAGAAAGAUAUCAGCAUCAAGCGGGAGAUGGUGUCUCAGUACUUACACACGUCCAAAGCUGGCCAGAACCAGAAGGAGAGCUCCAAAUCAGCCAUGAUGUACAUCCAGGAGUUAAAGUCAGACUACAGGGACACACACCUGCUGGGCUGCCUGGAGUCUCUACGAGUCUCACUCAACAACAACCCUGUCAGUUGGGUACAGAACUUUGGAGCUGAGGGUCUGGCCCUGCUCCUCAGUCUUUUGCGAAAACUCCAAGAAGAGAAAGACGAGUACCCAAUGAUGGGAGUGAAAUGCCAACAUGAGAUCAUUCGGUGUCUUAAGGCCUUCAUGAACAACAAGUAUGGUCUGAAAUCCAUGCUGGAUUCUGUUGAGGGAAUUCCUCUGCUGGUCAGAGCCAUCAACCCUACAGUGCCUCACAUGAUGGUUGAUGCUGUCAGGUUGCUCUCUGCCAUUUCUAUUCUGGAGCAUCCUGAGAACCUACAUGAGCGUGUAUUGGAGGCCAUAACAGAGGAGGCUGAGAGACGGGAUAUUGACAGGUUUCAGCCUCUCCUCGCCGGCAUGAACAUUCCCAACAUUGCUCUCAAGGGCGGCUGCAUGCAGCUAAUCAAUGCCCUAAUCAGCCGAGGAGAAGAGUUGGACUUCAGGAUCCAUAUUCGCUCAGAACUCCUCAGACUGGGACUCAGAGAACUGCUGACGGAGGUGAGGACGAUAGAGAAUGAAGAGUUGAGGGUGCAACUUACAGUGUUUGAUGAGCAGGCGGAGGAUGACUCUGAGGACCUGAAAACACGUCUUGAUGACAUCCGUAUGGAGAUGGAUGAUGUGAGGGAAGUUUUUGACAUCCUGGUCAACACUGUGAAGGACUCCAAGGCUGAAACCCACUUCCUGUCCUUGAUGCAACACCUGCUGUUGAUCCGUAAUGACUAUUUGUCCAGGCCCCAGUACUACAAGCUGAUAGACGAAUGCACCGCUCAGAUCGUACUUCACAGAAAUGGAGCAGACCCCGACUUCAAGUGUCGUAACCUUAGCCUCAACAUUGAAGGCCUGAUAGACAACAUGGUGGACCAGACCAAGGUGGAAACCAGUGAGACUAAAGCUGCUGAGCUGGGAAAGAAGUUGGAUGCAGAGUUGACGGCACGCCAAGAGUUGCAGGUGGAGAUGAGGAAACUGGAGGGUGACUACGAGCAGAAGCUGCGUGAAGUGAGCCAAGAGAAGGAACAGCUGGCGUCGUCUAAGCAGGAGCAAGAAAAGGAGAACCAGGGGCUACAGCAGCAGCUCAGCAGUCUGAAACAGCAGAUUGAGCAGCUGUCUAAAGAUCUGGAAGAGGCCAAGACUAAAGUUGUCACUGUCACAGUUCCUGUCCCUGUCCCAACACCAAAUGUGCCUCCUCCACCACCCGCACCGCCUCUUUCUGGCCAUUAUGUACCUCCACCUCCACCUCCUCUACCAGGUCAUGCAGCUAUUCCAUUCACACCGCCCCAUCCUCCUUUACCAGUUCCACCACCACCUCCUCCACCUCCACCUGGGAUAGGUCCUCCACCACCACCUCCACCUCCACCACUUCCUGGGAUGGGUCAUCCUCCCCCUCCUCCACCCCCACCAUUUCCUGGGAUGGGUCCACCACCACCUCCACCGCUUCCUGGAAUGGGCCCACCUCCACCGCCACCACUUCCUGGAAUGGGUCCACCACCACCUCCACCUCCACCUGGGGGUCCUGGUAUUCCCCCUCCACCACCAGGUCCAGGCAUGCCGCCACCUCCACCAUUUGGCAUGGGAGGCUGGGGUACUCCUGCACCGCUGCCUUUUGGGCUCCAACCUAAGAAAGAGUACAAGCCUGAGGUCCAACUGAAGAGAGCCAACUGGAGCAAGAUCACAGCUGAAGAUCUCUGUGAGAACAGUUUUUGGGUCAAGUCAAAGGAGGACCAAUUUGAAAGCAACGAGCUCUUUGCCAAACUCACCUUGUCCUUCUCGUCACAGACCAAAACUUCUCGAGCCAAAAAGGAACAGGAUGGUGGUGACGACAAGAAACAGAUGCAGAAGAAGAAGGUGAAGGAGGUCAAACUUCUUGAUGCCAAGGUUGCACAGAACCUCUCCAUUUUCUUGGGAUCUUUUCGUCUUCCUUAUGAGGAGAUCAAGAAUGCCAUCAUGGAGGUCAACGAAAAAAUCCUGACUGAGUCAAUGGUGCAGAACCUGAUAAAACAGUUACCAGGAGAAGACAUUCUGAAUGCGCUUGGAGAUAUGAAGGAUGAAUAUGAUGACUUGGCAGAGUGUGAACAGUUCGGAGUAGUGAUGUCCACUGUGAAGCAGCUGACGCCACGGCUUCAAGCCAUCCAGUUUAAGCUGCAGUUUGAGGAGCAGCUGAACAACAUCAAGCCAGAUGUGGUUUCUGUCACUGCGGCUUGUGAGGAGCUCAGACAGAGUCAGAACUUCUCCACUCUACUCCAAAUCAUCCUUUUGAUUGGAAACUUCAUGAAUUCCGGAUCUCGGAAUGGAAAGGCCUUUGGCUUUUCAAUAUCGUACCUGUGCAAGCUUCGUGACACCAAAUCAGCUGAUCAGAAGCAGACCCUCCUCCACUUCCUCGCUGAUGUGUGCCAGGAGCAGUAUCCUGACAUUAUGGGAUUUCCAGAUGAGCUCAUCCAUGUGGAAAAGGCCAGCAGAGUGUCUGCAGAAACGAUUCAGAAAAAUAUAGAACUAAUGGGUCGCCAGAUCAAGAACCUGGAGAAGGACAUUGAGAAGUUCCCACCUCCACAGAGUGACAAGGACCUGUUUGUGGAGAAGAUGUCUAGUUUUGUAGUCAGUGCCCGUGAGCAGUAUGAGAAGCUGGAUCUGAUGCAUAAACACAUGGAGAAGCAAUACAUAGAACUUGGAGAAUAUUUUGUCUUUAAUCCGAAAAAAAUCUCUGUUGAGGAUUUGUUUGGAGACCUGAACACUUUCAAAAACAUGUUCCAGCAAGCAGUGAAGGAGAAUCAGAAGAGGAAGGAGGCUGAAGAGAAGAUCAAGAGGGCUAAGCUGGCGAGAGAAAAAGCCGAGAAGGAGAAAGAAGAGAAACAGAAAAAGGCUCAGCUCCUCGACAUCAACGCAGAGGGUGAUGAAACUGGUAUCAUGGAUGGCCUGUUAGAGGCACUGCAGUCCGGCGCUGCUUUCAAAAGAAAACGAGGACCCCGGCAAGCAGCUAACCACCGACGAGCGGGUCAUGCAGUGACUAACAUCCUGGCCAAAGAGCUGAUGCAGGAGGAAGUCGUUUCCAGUAAAGUUCCUACUAAAAAGACGAAGCUGGAUGAGAAAGAGGAGCCCACUGUGGAAGAUGCAGAGUCUUUAGAGGUCGCUGCCCUUCGGUCUAAUUAGCCUACAUGGAGAUAAGGUUGUUACCCCAUGCAUUGGUGUGUUCUAACAGAAAUGUCUUCAUCAUAGGCUUUUUAGGGCCAACGUUAAUCUGAGAUUAGCUCAUUGAUGUUUCUUUAACAUUGUCUGAAAUGCAAUCUUUCAAGGCAACACUGGUCGUGUUCUGUGAGGACAGGAAGGAGUUUAAGGUAAGGGCGGGGCUCUCAUCUCUUCGAUGUCCAUCAUUGACCUUUGGGUUUUUGCCAACGUUAUUAUGACUUUAAUUUUUUUCUGCAGCCACUGCACAAGUCUGUUUCUUGUUUAUUUCAGUGAUCACUUCAUUAAAGGGCAUAUUUAAACAACAUUCCAAAGACUUUCUUCUCAGGAGGAACCAUUUUUUAAGCUGUUUCCACAUUCCAAAUAUGGAUUAGAAAACAAAAAGCAAAUACUGCAGGUUUCAACCAACUGGUUUCAACUGUUUUUUCCUCUUCAUUUGGAACGUCUCUAAUUAUCCAAUAUUACCCUGUUUGUUCACAUUUAAAUGUUAAUAACUUUUCUGUAUUACUGAAAAAAAAAGUGCCAACUAAUACAAAUUUGAUCUGGUUAUGUUUUUUCUACUGGUUUUGCUCAUUCACAGUUUGCACUUGGUGUAUGGACAAAGUCAGUUUGCGACAUCACUUUGUUUUUGUUUUUUUCUUUAUCUCUCUUCACUUUGCAAUGUAUGAGGUUGGUUUCACAUGGGGAUGACUAAAUGGGGAUGAUUUAUAUAAAUGUGUCUUUAGAUGUAUUGCCACGGAUGCUCACAAUGGAUAUAUAUAAAUAUAGGGUAUAAACAAACCUUAAACAUCCAGGAACAUGAAUGUUUUCAUUUACUCAAGAUUCUAUUUCCCUGUUGAACCAAAAAAUCUUCACAGUGUGGAGUGUGGUUUCAUAUAAAAUCUAGCCUGAGCAGUUGCCAUGCCUGUGUAUGUGUGUGUGUGUGUGUGUGAGAUGCCUAUAUUUAGUUCUGCGCCCUCCAUUGACUCCGUACGAGUGUCUAUGUUUGUGCAUGUAGGCCUAAGUCUGCGCAUGUUGUCAUCUGUAAUUACUGUACGGUACAAACCAUGCUGUCAUAAAUGCUAGGUUUCAUGAAGAACUCUGUGGUCUUUCUGCUGAGGAUAUAGCACACUGGAAAACGGCCCACAAACUGCUGAGAUAUGUGUGCUAGUCUGUGUGUGUGUGUGUGUUUUAACCCACUUCCUCUGUCUCUGAACUGCAGCAGUUGUUCCUGGAUGCCAGACUUUGCUUCUUGUUGUUCAGCAGCAUCCAUGUUGCCAUUACGCACUGUAAUAUCUGACAGAACCCAUGAUCUGGGACGUCAGCUGCUUCAUGCACUAUUUCUCUGUCACCACAACCAAUUUCAAUUUCUCUCUGCAAACACGACCUUGUUCAUGCACUCAACCCCAAUACUCAGUCAACACAGUGGUUCCCUUGUGAUUUGUGGCAUUUAAGAUUCAUCUCAUAUCAGAAUUACUUUUGGAUAAAGUAACCUGUCAGUACAGCAUGUGUUGAAUUAUAUUUUUUCUGUUGACUCCAGUGGAAUAUUUGGUGCAGAAUCCACUGCUCCAACUGCUGUAAACCACAUAAUACUGUACAGUCUUAAGUCGGAGGUCAAACAACUGCUGUUUAGUGUCCAAUAAUGUUUGUGACUCUGUGCAGCAAAUAUUAACUCUUUCAAAGAGACGGACUAAAAUAAUGAAAAUGCCACCAAACAUCACUGGAAUGUUUGUUUUUAAUCUAAGACGAUCCUUUUGCUCCUAAUUUUCUAAACAAUUGUUGUUUUUUUUCUAUGUUAAUUUUUUUUACAAGUAAUUGAAUGUAUUUGAACGGAGAUGUGUUUCUGAGAUAUCUCUCUGUACACAGAAUAAUACACAGUCAUUCUGUUUGCUACACAAAUCUAUUAAAUGUCUUAAGUAAUUAUUAAA
Messenger RNA from Cynoglossus semilaevis (tongue sole), 5945 nucleotides. RefSeq names its product diaphanous related formin 1 (gene diaph1). Gene Ontology annotation, molecular function: small GTPase binding; actin binding. NCBI's taxonomy places the organism in Eukaryota, Metazoa, Chordata, Actinopteri, Pleuronectiformes, Cynoglossidae. Gene Ontology annotation, biological process: actin cytoskeleton organization; actin filament polymerization. The record is from RefSeq and is a predicted model, not a curated record. The transcript is spliced from 28 exons. Bases 325 to 4005 code for a protein of 1226 amino acids. Gene Ontology annotation, cellular component: actin filament.